AUCGUUUAAAAAAUAACUGUGUCACAGGGUUGCCCUUCAAUGUAGUUAUCGCGGUAGCCGGUUACUCUUCGUUGUCGAGUUCAUUCAUUUCAUGCGUGCUGUUGCAACUAGCCAGUAAAUACACAACGUUAAUUCAAGAAAUACAUUGAUUUACCUGAGACACUAUGGCUGCCAAGAUAUUGCCUGUUCUAAAGUUGGCCUCUAAGGUGACCAUUGCAGGAGGUGCUUUGUAUGUUGCCUAUGAUUCUGGACUAUUAGGGGAAAGUGAGCAGGGCUCCGAGGUCCUUGGAAAAGCUAAAGCUGCAAUUCCCCCUGCAGUGGAUGAGUGGGUGAAGUACUUUGGCUUUGAGCUUCCAGCUUUCCCUAAAAUUGGAUUCUCCCCUGUCGAAGCUUGGAACUCAGGGGUGCAGUCAUCCAUAUCUGCUCUCUCAUCGGGCCCUACAGCAUUAGGUGACUACACCAACCAAGGCUUGCAGUACCUGAAAGACCUCACCAAAUGAAAAGUGACAUGCAACUAGCAGACAUUUUAAGAACCUAAUUUCUGUUUUGGAUGGGUCCCUUCGCAAUCACAACCAAAUCCUCAGGAGUAACACGACUGGUGCAAAUACAUACAGCCCUCCUGUAAAAGUAACUUGCUUGCUUUGAAUGCAUAGCACAUCAACUAGAAAAUGCAGUGGUACAGUAAAUUCAGUGGAAUUAGGCUAAGGCCAGUGUUGAUUUGUGGAACGUGUAGUUACUGAUAAUGCCAGAUUAUUUGCAUUCUAUUGGGUUGACAGUAAUUUGUCAACACAAGCAGAUUACAUUGCUUUAUGCUACUUUGUGAGUAAAAAAAUGACAGAAUCUGGAUACCACAGCAAGACCUGCACCCAAGAGAAAUCCAAUUAACAACCAAUGGACGUUUAGUGUUAUGUCUUGUGUGUGUAUACAUUGUUAAUUGUAAAAACAAAAAUAUUUAUCUCAAGACUGAUAUAUUUAGGAUGUUCUGACUUUGACCUGAUUCCAUAUCUAUCCCAUCCAACACAUAUUUUAUACAGAAAGAAUGUCUAUUGUUUUGUGUGUGUAUAUAUAUUUCACAAUUUACAAGUGUAAAAUAAACCUAACCAUGUCAGAUAUGA
Coregonus clupeaformis (lake whitefish) is the source of this 1115-nucleotide messenger RNA. Its product is annotated as MICOS complex subunit MIC13-like. Lineage: Eukaryota; Metazoa; Chordata; Actinopteri; Salmoniformes; Salmonidae. The record is from RefSeq and is a predicted model, not a curated record. The coding region runs from base 165 to 500 and encodes 111 amino acids. Gene Ontology annotation, biological process: cristae formation. Gene Ontology annotation, cellular component: mitochondrial crista junction; MICOS complex. The transcript is spliced from 4 exons.